AUGGAUAAAUUGAGCCUUUUGGAGCCACUGCUUGAAAAGAAGCUGGAUCAACCGAAUAUAAGUUUUCAAAAGAUGCAAGCUUCUGUAUCAACAACCCAGUUAUUUCACAAAAAUGAAAGUGAGCCAGAACUUUUAUCCCUGAAGCAAGCAGUUCUUAAUAUUUCUUUGGAGUUCGAGAAAAAGCUGCCUCAUGCAAUCAAUAUUCCUUUCCUUGUGGAUGAAAUGAUGCCAUUUUCAGAUGAAAUCCAUUACUUAGUCUCUACUACUAAAGGUAAUAUUCUUUACUUUAAUGCUGUAACUCAGCACUUAGAUGAAAAAAAAAUUUCAGCUGGCCCUUUUUCAAUUGCUGUUUUGGAAAAUGAAAGAAUUGCUUAUUUUUCAAGGGAAAAUGAAAUUUUCUGCAUUAGUAUCCCUUCUCUGGAGUUUAAGUCAUUUCGAAAGUUUGAGGGCAAGCAUCUUGUUUGUUUAAAAAAUUCUUGGGAUAAGAAAAGUUUAAUUGCUCUUUUUGAUGAUGAAAUUACUUCGAUAAGCUUUUCUGAUCCAGGAGAAUCAAAAACGCUGGUUUCAGGCAAGUUUACCAAAAUCGAUAUAUCAAAUAAAGGCUAUUUUGCUCUUAUUUCCUCUGAGGACAGACUAGUGCUUUUGUCUCCUGAAAGCGAGAAAAUUGCUGAAGUAGCGAUCGAACCAAAAAGUAUCAAACUGAAAUUCUAG
Messenger RNA from Blepharisma stoltei, 711 nucleotides. The record is from the annotation of a GenBank genome assembly. Lineage: Eukaryota; Ciliophora; Heterotrichea; Heterotrichida; Blepharismidae.